AUGCACGAUAGAGGCGAUUACUCCAGGCCACAGUAAGUUUUUUAAUGUGAGGUUGGGAUUGAGGAAGUGAAUUUUGAAAUUUUUGAAAAUUUUGUUUAAAAAUUUUGUUUUUUCAAAAAUUUUAAUUAUUUGUAACGUUAUGUAACUAAAUAUUACAGUGUUCCACCUAGGCUGCCAGUACCUCCACCCCCACCGAUAAAUCGUCCACGACCAAAUGACAAGCCCAAUAUAUUCUUCAAUCCUAACUUUACAUUCUCCAGGAUUUUCAAACGAACGUAAGUUAGUACCAACGACAUUUUCAUACUAAACUGAGCUCAUGUACUAUAUCAUAUUAUCCCUAGUCACCCUAAUUCCAUUUUUAACCAUACGCCUUAAUUUCAGAGUACCAAUGGUGAAGAAACCGAUGCCAAUACAACAAGUUGCGACUGUUUUAAUCCCAAUCUUCUUAACCAUGAUUACCGUCAUCGUAUGUGUUAUAGUAGGCAUAGCCUUCCUGACGGACGGCUACAGUUAUUGUGGAGAAAAGACUCAAAUGACCGUCGAGAACGACGACAAAACGUGCUUGUCCCGGGAUUGCAUCGUACAUUGUGAGUAUCAUGUCCUAUCUUGCACUACACUACCUACCCUACUCUUCCCUAUAUUACCUUAAACUACCCUUCUCUACCUUACCAUACAAUACCUAAAUUCGUUUUAGCCGGACGACUUCUGAGUAGCCUAGACGAAACGAUAGAUCCAUGCAAGGACUUUUAUCAAUAUUCAUGUGGGCACAAAGUUAUAGACCAGAUACUAGACACCAGCUUUGAUAACAUACUUAAAGGUAAAUCAUGAACUACAUAAAUUAUUUCAUAAAGAUAAUUUAGACAAAAUUACUGUUCUGAUUUCAGAAAGACUAGAAGAAAAGCCAAGACCCAGCUUCCCUACACCUCAGCGAUUGUUAUUUGACUACUAUGACUCGUGUAUGAACGAGGAAUAUCAAAAUCAAUUAGUAAGUCACCCCAAUAUCUCCUCCCACAAGAAAUACUACUUUACCCUGCCUUACCACAUUCAAAACUUUUACUACCUUUGCUUUCUGUAAACCAUCGAAAAAACCUAAUAUCUCUUUUAAUAUUGAAUUUACAGGACCUAAUCGAGUUCUCAAGCCUAAUAUCAAAGUUGGGCGGUUGGCACUUGCUACAGAAUGCCAAAUUUGAUAAUGAAAGUGUGGAAUUUGAAAAGUUGGAAAUGGAAUUGCACAAAUAUGGCACUGAAACUUUGAUUUUUGUCAAGGACGAUACUGUAAGUAAUAGCCUUUCUCAAAAAUGAUAUACUCAACCGCUUUUACCCUACCCUUAAUAUAUCCUACUUCACUCUACCCUACCCUACCAUACUGUGGCACCCUGACCUAUCCUACUUUACGAUAUUUUACGAACAGAAAAGCAGAACGACAGAAAAAAUUUCUAAAAAAGUGACCACUAUUACAUUUUAGAUAUCAACCCCAAAAUUCAUGCAAGAAACUUACAAAGAGCAGAAUCUACAUGAAUUUUUCUUGAAUCUCCUAACGGAAAUGGACGUAGACAUAGAUUUGGCUCAAGUCGCCGUGGAAAAGGUCUUAAGGCUAGAAGAGGAACUUAUCAGGGUAAGAGAAUAUAAAAAGUUUUUAACCAUAUCAGAAGGGACGUCGCUACGGUUUUUCUCUGGGGGGAGAAGGUCGAAAAAAUUUUUUUUGGUCCACAGGUACCUGUGGACCGAUUUUUUCAAAAUUUUUUUUUCGUUUUUCCGCGUACAGGUACCUACCUGUGGAAUUUUUUUCGGAUCGGCUCUGGAGGGGGAGGGUACAAACGACGUCCCUGAAUAUCAGUAUUCAAUGUGUUUUACAUUUCAAAGAUAAUAAAGCAAACUUUUAAAAUUUUAAAUAAAACCUCAAAGUUUUAGAAACUGAUUUUCAGGCUAAAAACAAGGGCUUGUUUGUGAAAAUCAAAGGCAGGACGCUAGAAUUAGACUAUCCUCACGUCGAGUGGAAAGUGUUUUUUGGUGAUGACAAGAGUUUAGGUAUGAAACGAUCAGUCAACGCCAAUCCAUCCUACCUUGGAAAGCUUAAUGAGCUCAAUGAGGAUUUGGAGUAAGACCACUUAAACUUUAAAAUACCUUUUUCGCAACCAUUCAAGCCUAAAAACAAUCAAAUUAUACACUAAAAUCAUCCAAAAAUGAACUUUCAGAACAACGAUAAACUACCAGAUGAUGCGAUUCCUACUGUCACUGGCUCCAUCUUUAUCUAGAAAAUACAGAAGACAUCUCAAAGACCUGAACGAUGACAUAAAACCGAGAUGGAAACAGUGUGUUGACGAACUAAAACACAUUUUGCCCGUACCUUUACUACAGUUUUCGAAGAAAAUGACCAAGAGUACUGUUAAGCGGGGUGUAAGUUCCUUAACCAGCACUAUCCUGCCCUACCCUACUCCACCUCACCUUGCCAUGCCCACCUAAUUAAUAAUACCCUACUCUACUCUUCCCAACCCUACCCUAAACAAUCUAUUUUUAGCUAGAACUAACCGAGAUGAAGUCUCGCAUUCUACGCAAAAUUAAAGCUGUCGAUUGGAUUGACUAUCAAAGUAAAGAGACGCUAUUUGAAACUUUAGAUUCAAUUACUGUAACUAAUUUCGAUACUGUAAAUUGGGAGAAAAUUCGAGAGAUUUACAAAAAAGAACGACUCGAUCCAACCUCUUAUUUCGAAAAUGUCAUGAUUUUACGACAAAUUAAUGCACAGUAAGUUAUGUAAAAUGGCGAGCGGGUAACUUUAAAGUAGGGUAACACAAAAAUUUAAAAAAAGGUAGGGUAGAUAUCAAAAAACGUGCUCUGUUUCAAGACUUUUUUAUAAAUUUCAUUUCAGAACAAACUCAAUCUUAGAAAACGAAAAAUGGACCGGUUUGUUGGAGAAAGAUACGUCAAUGUAUAUAACAGACACCUCGGAAUUGAGUACGUUCUACUUUUUAUCCCACCUAGAUCUAAAAAAGAGCCUACCAGGCUCGGUCACUGUCCGCAGCAAAUUUAAAAAGAGCCUGGCUGAAAAGUUGGCCUUGUCCCGACCCCCUUACAGGUCUAAUUACCCCUCUAAACCACAAUUUUUUUUAUCAUUUUGUGCCUACCAUCUAUUUUUGUUUACUUUUAAAAAUUUUUCAUUUUCAGUUCUCAGCCCAUCAACUAUUAUCAAAGUAGAAGGAAUGAAUCAGCUUCAUAAGGACAUAUACAUUAGUUCGCUGAUUUAUAAAGUUUUGUUUGGGCCUGGUAAGUCAAUUCAAGAGAGACAAUUACUAAAAAUUCACAUAGUCUUUCCCCUGCUCUUCAAUUUUUUUUCUUCCCCCCCCUCCAAUUCAAGCUUAUUUUUUAAAAAUGGGAAGGAAAACUUAUGUAAAACUCAUUUUUAUGCCACAAGCUUUCAGAUUUCCUAAAGCGAUUGAAUCGAGAAACCCACUCUGUUAUCAACUCCAAAUUGGAGUGUUUUAAGAACAAAUCAACUGAUCCAGAACAGCUUUUCUAUACUAUUUGCGCUUUUGAGAGCAUUGAAGUGGUAAGUUCAAAAAUUUUUUAAAUUCCAAAAUUUUUUUUAAAUCAAAGUUUUGAAACCACAAAAAAGUUUAAAUUUUAAAAAAAUAAAAAAGCCUCUGCCAGAGCUAGAAAAAAAAGUUGAAUUUAUUUUGCACACAAGCUAUAUCAACGUAUUUAAGGAACCUGACAAUAUGGUAUCAUUGCCUGGACUGGGAGAAUUUAGCAGCCAAAAACUGUUUUACUUGGAUUAUAGUACGGUAAGUUAAGAGAUUUUAUUCUGUUGAAAUACCAGCCUAAUAUCGGUUAUUUUCUGUACCCCUUUCCCACGCCUCCCAUAAAAUUUUUUUUUGAAAAAAAAACCUACUCUCUCAUGUAAAUUGACCCUCUGCCUCUGUUUCGCAGUACAACUUAGUACAUUAGUACAUAUAUUACAAGUUUAAGCCAAUUCCAAACACGGACCUUUUCACAAAAAAAACAAAAAACCAUAGAACAAAAUACAGUACGCCUCCAAACCUAAUCCCUUCCAAUUUCAGAGUGAGUGCGCGGAGCCAAACCAACGGUGAGUUACAGUUUUAAACAAUCACAAAAAGCACAACCCAAAGCAAGCGAAGCGGUAAAUUAAAAGCGGGGCAAAAUAACUUGUUACAAUGCAAACAGUUUAAGCAUAAAUCAUAUCAAAAACCGUCUUCACGCCUUUUACCGCGUCUCUAAAAGUGCGUUCUUUGAAACAAGGUUUAAUUAGUUAUAGAGGUUUAAUUAGAACGUAAUUAUAGGGGCUUAAUUAAAGUUUUUUCUCAAAUUUUUCAAUUUUCAAAAAUAUUUUCAAUUCCAGGUUGAAUCAGAUAAUGCAACACUUGGACGGCUUCGCCGAAGCCAUGAAGUGCCCUGUUGGAACGGCAAUGAACCCCAAACAAAAGUGUAACGUAUUUUAG
This is a messenger RNA of Bursaphelenchus okinawaensis, 4454 nucleotides long. The record is from the annotation of a GenBank genome assembly. NCBI's taxonomy places the organism in Eukaryota, Metazoa, Nematoda, Chromadorea, Rhabditida, Aphelenchoididae.